GGAGUUAAUACAACUGGGUGCAAACUGGAUGUCCGAGCAGCGAGAAGAUCCUGAGCCUGAUUACGAGAAAAACUUUACCAUUUUCUUCGAUUCUUCUGAACAGGAUGUGUCAUGCGCUAAAAUCUUCUGGAAUUCGGCAAUUCUACACCCUACUCUGGAGUCGCGGCUGGUUUCGGGAGACAUUCGGCAAAGGUUGAAAGUGGCAGAUGGAAUUCAGCCAAAUAGUUAUGCAGCCUGUGAAUCUCUUGCUGUUGAUCUCAAAAAUGAAGAGUUUAUGAGGAAUGUAUUUCUGAAGCAGAAGAUCGAUGAAAGGUUGAUGUACAUGGAGAAGGCAAAGAAAAGGGAAGAGAUCCUAGCUCUACUGAAGAAACAGAGAGAAGAGAGGAUCAAGAAGGAGAUGAUUUCAAGACCAUAUCAAAAGAAGAAAAAGACAGAAGGAGAAAGGUCAUUGGUGGAAGAUGACUCUAAGGGGAUUCAAGAGGCGAUACGGGCCGUCGCUGCACUGGACUAGCAGGAGAAGUGAAACGGGCAUCAGUGACUGAAUCCAUGGUUAUGUCACCAAAAUAUGUGUUAUUUAAAACAUUUUUAAAAUGAAAUUUAGAAUUGUUGUAUAAAUGUACGUAUGUCGGAG
Messenger RNA from Polypterus senegalus (gray bichir), 631 nucleotides. It is a transcript of the gene hoatz, whose product is annotated as HOATZ cilia and flagella associated protein. The record is from RefSeq and is a predicted model, not a curated record. The transcript is spliced from 7 exons. Gene Ontology annotation, biological process: cilium assembly. Bases 29 to 511 code for a protein of 160 amino acids. Lineage: Eukaryota; Metazoa; Chordata; Cladistia; Polypteriformes; Polypteridae.